This is a messenger RNA of Nothoprocta perdicaria, 2032 nucleotides long. It is a transcript of the gene KDM8, whose product is annotated as lysine demethylase 8. The record is from RefSeq and is a predicted model, not a curated record. The coding region runs from base 1 to 1725 and encodes 574 amino acids. Gene Ontology annotation, molecular function: histone H3K36 demethylase activity. NCBI's taxonomy places the organism in Eukaryota, Metazoa, Chordata, Aves, Tinamiformes, Tinamidae. Gene Ontology annotation, cellular component: nucleus. The transcript has 8 exons.
AUGAGCUGCCCAACACGCUGCUCCCAGCACAUGAACUGUGCUGAAAACGAGCCUGAUCGUUCAGUGCAACUUCCACAGCGCUCUAUUGUGCAUCUUCUUAAUAAGUGGGAAGGACCUACAUCAAGAAUUAACUUUUGCUUCUGUUGCCAUAAACUUKUUAAAGGAAUUCCUUUAAGAGUUAACUGCAAUCACUCUGAUGAGAACAAUGUAAACUGCUGCCUAGCCCUGACCUCAAAAUCACAGUGGAAGGAAACUCAAAUUCUCAAGAUGGGAUUUCCCAUUCCAAGCCACUUCAGGAACAGCCUCAUGAACUGCCACAAUAAUGCCAGAAGUCUUCCAAAAACCAUUUUCCAACAGCUCCCUCGCAAGGCACAGGUAACAAAGAGACAAAUCACUUUGGCAGUGCUGGAGGGCGAGGUACCCGAGGGACACGGAGCCCGCACGCAGCCCCGAGCGCURCAGCAGCACCAGCUCCACUGUCGUGCUCCGAGCCGGCGCCCCGACCAGCUGCUCGCCAUGAGGACGCUGCUCGCAAAGUCAGCACAAGGACCAGCCCACAAGGCAAACAGSACUCGUGACAAGACGCUGCUGCCGCCGCUGGACGACGAGGUCGAGGCGAGCGUGGGGCCGCUGCUGCGCCGCGCGCGCGCGCUGCUCUACGGCGCGGCCGGCGCCCCGCGGGAGCCGGAGCUGGCGGCGCUGGGGCGCCUCGGCCACGUCCUGCGCGACUACGCUUGGGAGCAGCUGAACGCGGCGCCCUGGCGCGAGGUGCCCAAGCGCUGGCGGCAGCUCUACACCUACGGCUGCCUGUUCGCGGCGCUGGCGGCGGCGGCGGGCGGCGGCCCCGUGGCGCCCGCCCUGCGCCUCUGCGACCUGGGGCUGCUCAUGGGCGCCGCUGUCCUCGACAACGUCCUGGCGCGGCUGGUGCGCGUCCUGCAGGCCCGGCUGCCCCGCGGCCCUCCCGCCGCCCCGAGCCAGGCGCUCCGGGCUGCCCCCCCGGCUCCCGUUAUCCAGGCGGCAGACGCGGUGCCCUGCGUGCGCUGCCCUUCGCUGGAGCACUUCCGAGACCACUACCUAAUCCCGCAGAAGCCGGUUGUCCUCGAAGGGGUCAUUGACCACUGGCCGUGCAUGACCAAAUGGAGUGUGGACUAUCUUGGUCAGAUUGCGGGGUGUCGUACAGUUCCAGUAGAAUUGGGUUCCCGAUAUACAGAUGAGGAAUGGUCGCAGAAGCUCAUGACUGUCAAUGACUUCAUCGACCAGUAUAUAAUGAACAAGAACAGCGUAGGAUACCUUGCCCAGCACCAACUUUUUGAUCAGAUACCAGAACUGAAGGARGAUAUCAGUAUCCCUGAUUACUGCUGCCUGGGAGAAGGGGAAGAGGACAACAUCACCAUUAAUGCUUGGUUUGGCCCAGAAGGCACCAUCUCACCGCUACAUCAGGAUCCCCAGCAAAAUUUCUUAGCCCAGGUAUUUGGAAGAAAAUAUAUCUGUCUGUAUUCAACGCAAGAUUCGGAGAACCUAUAUCCACAUGAAAGCCAACUUCUUCACAACACUAGUCAGGUCGAUGUGGAGAAUCCUGACUUAAUAAAGUUUCCCAACUUUAGAAACGCUUCAUCUCAAUCUUGUAUUCUAAUGCCUGGACAGGUUUUGUUUAUUCCAGUUAAAUACUGGCACUAUGUACGAUCUCUUGAUAUCAGCUUCUCUGUAAGUUUCUGGUGGUCAUAACUGAGAAGCAUGCCUAACGCUUCUUAGAACUUUAAUAGCAAUUAGAAAGAGGAAAAGGUAACUUUUGACAUGCUACAGAAGACAAUUAUUUUUAAACAUGAGAAAUCUCCAUCCGGAGUCCAGUUCAGGGCUGGAUUAAAAAGAAAUAAUUUCUGCUUCAGCAGAAUGAAAGAAUCUGGACAACUACAUGGAAAUAUGUUGCUACAGAUACUUUAUUUUUGUAAAUGUUUCCAAUAUAAACUCCUUGUAAAGAACAUCUGCCAGCUCACUGUCUUGUAUGUGUGUGUAAAUCCAAAGCAGUUCUAUA